AUGGCGGCUCAGUUCCGCCUCGGGUCCAUGGACUCCCUGCUGGAUCCCCAUGAUCCUCACUUUGGCCGGCUGUGGGCUUUUGUGCUGUUGGCUAUUAUCGCUCUCUCCUUCCGCUUGUCGACGCAACCCCGACAGAAUUGCGACUUUACCCUCGCGAACCCCCCCAAAUGGUACGAGUUGAAAAUCUUCAAGCAGAUUCAGUUCUUGUUCAACGGCAUCAACGAAUUGGACAAGGCCAGGGAACAGGCCAACGGAAAACCGUUUCGCCUCCUCACAAACUCGCGUGAAAUUAUUGUCCUGCCGCCGGCCUACGCAGAAGUUCUCCACGCUGACAAUAGAUUGAGCUUCGCCAAAUAUUUUGCCGACGAAUUCGAUGGCGAUGGCAAAACGCCCGGCUUGGAGCCGUAUACCCUCAUUGCAGAUCCCUGCAAGAGAGUUCCAAAGUUGGUCACCAAACGAUUGACAAGAUCUUUGAAUACUAUUCCAAUCAAGAUGUCAUCCGAAGCUAGCUUCGCCAUUGAGUACAAUUUUGGUGGUCGUGUCGUCAACAGCAUCAUCGCCGCCUUCACGAUCAACAUGGCACCUAGCUUUGCUCGACCGCUCAUCCGCCGAUUCUCUCCUGUUGUCCGACGGGCUCGCAACGACUACCAAGCUGCGCGUGAGUUUAUCGAGCCGCUGAUUAAUGCGCGCCGUGAGGGCCGCGGAAUGGAUCGCGAGGCCGGAACGAGGGUUCGCGCUUUCGACGACAUUGUGGACUGGAUCGACUCCGAGAAUCAAGAAUCGACGUGCGAUCCUGUUGCUCUGCAAAUGGUGCUCAAUGUUGCUGCUGUUCAUCCCAUCGCGGCGCUGGUUACCAACACUAUUGCGUUCCUGGCCGCCGACCCGUCCACGUUCGGGCCUCUUCGGCAAGAGCUGCUGGCUGAGCUCCGAAGCGACGGCUGUCAAGCGGCAGCUUUGAACAGACUGAAAUUGCUGGAUAGCGCCAUCAAAGAAUCACUGCGGCUGAAGCCCCCAGGUGUUUUCGGCAUGCAUCGCGCCGCCUUGGAGGACAUGCAAUUGCCAAACGGGAUGCACAUCCACAAGGGCGAUCGUGUAUUUGUAGAUACUUCUCGUAUGCGAGACCCCAGUAUCUACGAAUCUCCAAACACCUACGAUUUGUACCGUUUCCACCGCAUGCGCUCCCGGCCCGACCAAGCCCAAAAGGCACCUCUUGUUGUGACGAGCCCGGAACACUUGGCCUUUGGACAUGGGGCUCAGGCGUGUCCAGGGCGAUUUUUUGCUGCACUCGUUGGCAAAGUCGUCCUGUCUCAUCUUUUGCUCAAGUACGACUGGAGACUCGCUCCAGACAGUGACACGACGUCUCUGGCCAUCGGGUUGACAAAGCGAAUCAACCCCAAGCUAAAGUUGCUAUACAGACGGCGCAAAGAAGAGUUUGAGUUGAGCUAA
Metarhizium album ARSEF 1941 is the source of this 1446-nucleotide messenger RNA. Its product is annotated as cytochrome P450 monooxygenase. The transcript has 5 exons. The coding region runs from base 1 to 1446 and encodes 481 amino acids. Lineage: Eukaryota; Fungi; Ascomycota; Sordariomycetes; Hypocreales; Clavicipitaceae. The record is from RefSeq and is a predicted model, not a curated record. Gene Ontology annotation, molecular function: monooxygenase activity; heme binding; iron ion binding.